Messenger RNA from Anolis carolinensis (green anole), 3097 nucleotides. RefSeq names its product phosphodiesterase 7B (gene pde7b). The record is from RefSeq and is a predicted model, not a curated record. The coding region runs from base 310 to 1812 and encodes 500 amino acids. The transcript is spliced from 12 exons. Lineage: Eukaryota; Metazoa; Chordata; Lepidosauria; Squamata; Anolidae. Gene Ontology annotation, molecular function: 3',5'-cyclic-AMP phosphodiesterase activity.
UCUGGUUCAAGCUGUAGCCUGGGAUUAAUCAAGUGCCGUUAACUUGAAACCUGCAAGAGGAGGAGGGAAGCAGGAGAGAGUUUGCAUGUGUGUGAGAAAGAACAGUUUGGGAACAUUCAGGACGGGAGGCUUUGAAAGGUACAUUUCUCCAUGGAGUUUGUCAAUUUAAGGUCAGAAGUUACAAAGCUGCUUCACGCUUAAGCAAGAAGAAACCUCCUCCGUCCGCCAGAACAAUGAUGUGUGCUGCUUUUAUUCUUCCUGGAGUCUGAGGAGUUUUCCUCUCCAGCCCUGGCAGCAGUCUUGUGGAGGAUGCCUGUGCUGGAGAGGUUUUUCAGCCUGUCAGACAUGGGAAGGCGUUGGGGGGUUGAGGAAGACCUGGUGCCCUUGUCCCCAGGCAACCGCCCUGCCUGUCAUCGGGGGACCCUGGCUUGGGAGUUGCCCAAGAUGUUCAGGAUGGUGAAGCUCAUUUGGAAAUCCAAAAGUGAGCUCCAAGAGACAAAGCAGAGGAGCCUUCUGGAAAGUGGCAGCAGUCCAAAUAUUUUACCAGGAGAUGCACGGCUGAGAGGUCAGACUGGGGUUCUUUCUGAGCGACGUGGUUCCUACCCGUUUAUAGACUUCCGUCUUCUCAACAAUACCAUUUACUCAGGGGAAAUUGGAACAAAGAAAAAGCUAAAAAGACUGUUAAGUUUUCAGAGAUAUUUCCAUGCAUCCAGGCUGCUGCGUGGAAUCGUACCACAAACCUCACUGUAUUUGCUGGAUGAAGACUACCUUGGUCAAGCAAGACACAUGUUGUCUAAAGUGGGAUUGUGGGAUUUUGACAUUUUCCUAUUUGACCGCUUGACAAAUGGAAACAGCCUGGUAACUUUACUGUGCCACCUCUUCAAUGUACAUGGGCUUAUCCACCAUUUCCAAUUAGACAUGGUUACGUUACACAGGUUCUUAGUUAUGGUGCAAGAAGAUUAUCAUAGCCAAAAUCCAUACCACAAUGCUGUCCACGCUGCUGAUGUUACCCAAGCCAUGCACUGCUACCUUAAGGAGCCCAAGCUAGCUAACUUCCUCACUCCUCUGGACAUUAUGCUUGGACUACUGGCUGCUGCAGCUCAUGAUGUAGAUCAUCCAGGAGUCAACCAGCCAUUUUUGAUAAACACCAAACACUACCUUGCCAAUUUAUACCAGAAUGUCUCCGUACUAGAAAACCAUCACUGGAGGUCUACAAUAGGCAUGCUCCGGGAAUCAAGGCUGCUUGCACAUUUGCCAAAGGAAGAGAGGCAAGAUAUUGAACAACAGCUGGGCUCCCUGAUCUUGGCGACAGACAUCAACAGGCAGAAUGAAUUUCUGACCCGGUUGAAAACUCAUCUCAAAAAUCAGGAUUUGAAAUUAGAGGAUGCUCCAGACAGGCACUUUAUGCUUCAGAUUGCGUUGAAGUGUGCAGACAUCUGCAAUCCUUGCCGGCUUUGGGAAAUGAGUAAACAGUGGGGUGAACGGGUUUGUGAGGAAUUCUACAGGCAAGGUGACCUGGAGCAGAAAUUCGACAUGGAAAUAAGCCCUCUUUGUAAUCAGCAGAAAGAUACAAUACCUAGUAUACAAAUUGGCUUCAUGACCUACAUUGUGGAACCACUCUUUGAAGAAUGGGCCAACUUUACUGGGAACACUCCCUUAUCUGAAAACAUGUUAAACCAUCUGAGAAGGAACAAGACCAAGUGGCGGAAUUUGCUUCAUAAGCAACAUAGUAGCAGCAGCAGAAGCACUGACCACUCAGUUCAAAAGACUGAACAUGAAGAACAGACAUUAAAUGAAGGAGGAACCCUGUAGUACUGGGCAGCUCUGCUCUCUAUACUGCUGUGCAAUUGUAGCUUUCACAACAGUGAAUAAAAUCUUAAGGGUCUGUUGGACCAUUGCAGAAAAGCAAGGGGGAAAGCUGAAGCUACAUGUGUCCUGAGUAGAACCUGUGUCCUAAAGCUCCGUCAGAUCUCACUUCCUCAUCUUAUUCGAAGCCAUUCAUCACUUCUCAUCACAAAAUGCUUGAAUGAGAAGCUUCUUUUGGUCAUGCUGAAGCUGGCUUGGUGAGUCGGUGCCAACUAACAGGAAGAUUCAAGGGCACAGCCCAAAGCAGUACAUUCUUGGUGAUCAUUUCCAUUCACUUUGGGUAAUACUAUGACAUAUGUUUCUCAACAAAAGGCUUGGAGCAAUGUACAGUCUUCAGUCCGGCAGCUGGACUGCACAUUCAAAACCAUCACCAGCACUGUCAGAACUCAGAAGGCAUCUGGCUACACAAGAGAAAAAUAUAUAUCUCAUUUUAAAUAAACAGCCGUUUUUAAAUUUUUUGUAUUUGGUGCAUUGCAAAAGGAAUCUUUGAAGACCUUGAAGUAAGGUUAUUCUGUGUACACAAAGCUUUUCCAUCAUGGUGCCCAUUAAUCAUUUUAUGCCACUUUAGAUUUCAAAAAACCCUGACACUCUUCUCACUGCAAGAACAGUAUUUCUUAUCAAAUCAAAAGGGAAGAGUUGUAUAGUUUAAAUGUUUCCAGAUGUCUCUUUUGAUGACUGUAUCCGUGACCUGUUUAUAUUCGCACAUGUAAUGUCUCCUGUAUAUAUAAAGUGCUACUGAUUCCCAUAUCAAAAUACCCAAGUAUUAUGGGAAAGCUACCUGUAUAAACAAUGGCACUGUGAACAAAAUACUGUUAGUUUUAGUAUGGAAGCAUUUGUAAGUAUGUUAUAGUCUAUUAAUACACUCUUGUUUGCAGAUAAAGGCCUUAACUCUAGCAUCCUUAACUUUCCGUUGGCUACUAAGAGUCUUACCAAUUCAUCAUAGUCUGUUUUCAUUUGUCCAGCCAAGGGUCACAUGGAAGUUAUAGCCACCAAAUUAUUUUAUUUUCUUUAAAAGUUCAUAUGAACCCAUAGUUCUACAGAUUAAAACAGAUGCAGCUCAAACCAGCUCUUGCCAUCCCCCAAUUCAAGUAGAUGUAUUCAAAAAAUUCACAAGAUCUUACUUUAUAUUGAAAAACCACAGCAAACAGAAGCCAAAUCAAAUUUGGAGGCUGAUCCCAAGUUAAAUAUUGGGUUGUUCUAUGCCAAAUCAAUAAAUGAGAGUUAUACCAUA